Messenger RNA from Cyphellophora europaea CBS 101466, 1716 nucleotides. RefSeq lists its product as uncharacterized. The record is from RefSeq and is a predicted model, not a curated record. The transcript is spliced from 6 exons. Gene Ontology annotation, molecular function: amino acid transmembrane transporter activity. Gene Ontology annotation, biological process: amino acid transmembrane transport. NCBI's taxonomy places the organism in Eukaryota, Fungi, Ascomycota, Eurotiomycetes, Chaetothyriales, Cyphellophoraceae. The coding region runs from base 1 to 1716 and encodes 571 amino acids. Gene Ontology annotation, cellular component: membrane.
AUGUCUUCGCCCAGUGCAAAGGAUUACGCACUUAAUGAGAAAGGGCCGAUCACUGGCGACAACUCCAGCUCUCAGCACGAUGUAGAGCAAGGCGCCAUCCGGCCGGCCGAUCGCAAGCUCAGUCUCACUGGCCGCAAGAGCUCCGUUGCCGAGUCCAUCAUUGCGGCAGAUCUACUGGACGACAGAUAUGCAAUCACCCAGCGUGGCCUCAAGAGCAGACAUGCUCAAAUGAUCGCCCUCGGUGGUACGAUCGGUACAGGUCUAUUCGUUGGGUCAGGCCAGACCCUUGCUCUCGGUGGCCCGGCUUUCAUCCUCGCAGCAUAUAUCAUCAUGACAUGCCUCAUGUUCUGCGUAGUGACCGCAGUGAUUGAGGUGGCGACAUAUCUACCCGUCCAUGGAGGCACCAUGUCGUACUAUGGCUACCGCUACGUCUCAAGGUCCAUGGGAUUCUCAUUGGGAUAUCUAUACUGGUACGCCCUAGGAAUUCUUGUUCCAUAUGAGAUUACUGCUGCUGGCUUGGUUAUCAACUACUGGCCUAACGAGGUCAACAUCGCUGUUUGGAUCACGGUCAUGAUCGUCGUCAUUGUCGCUCUGAACUUCAUGCCAGUCAGGUACUACGGCGAAACAGAGUUCUGGUUCGCAGGAACCAAGGUCAUCAUGAUGAUUGGCUUGAUCAUCCUCAGCUUCAUCCUUUUCUGGGGCGGUGGCCCAUCCCAUGAUCGGCUCGGGUUCAGGUACUGGAAUGAACCGGGCGCGGCGCAUGCUGCUAUCAGGCCAGGCAACGUCGGACGCUUCAUUUCCUUUUGGCAGACACUGGUCCUCUCCGUGUUCCCAUUCACGUUCGCGGUCGAACUUCUUGUGGUCACUGGUGGCGAGAUGGAAUCUCCACGACGCAACUUGCCAAUCGCCGGCAGGCGGUACUUCUACCGCUUGGUCAUUUUCUACGUCCUGUCCGUGCUCGCCAUUGGCGUGACUUGCCCCUCGGAUGACGCUCGAUUGACCAACGGCGGACAUGGCGCGGCUGCCUCUCCAUUCGUCGUUGCCAUCGCCAAUGCUGGUAUCAGCACGCUACCCAGCAUUGUCAACGCUGUUAUCCUGCUGUCCGCUUGGUCUUCGGGCAACUCUUUCCUCUACAUCUCGAGCCGUGCACUCUACUCUCUUGCCGUGCAGGGUUCUGCACCUCGGAUUUUCAAGAGCUGUAACAGAUGGGGUGUGCCUUAUAUGGCGGUCGGCUGCAGUUCGCUAUUCUGCGGCUUGGCGUAUCUCAACGUUGCUUCCAGCGGAGCUACAGUCUUCAACUGGUUCGUCAAUCUGACAAACACAUGGGGCAUGACAUCCUGGGUCUGUUGCUGUAUCAUCUACCUCAGGUUCCGCAAAGCUGCCACGGCACAAGGCAUCGAAGUCCCUUACCGAAGCUGGAUACAACCCUACGGUGCAUACAUUGCCAUGUUCAUGUUCACGCUCCUCUGUUUGAUCAAUGGAUUCACGGUGUUCUUCCCUGAGAACUGGUCGGCGAGUUCCUUCCUGACCGCUUACAUCGGCAUCCCGAUCUUCUUCCUCAUGUAUUUCGGCCACCGUAUCGUCUACUGGCGCGACAAGUGGGCUUGGGAUCCCAUGGAGGUGGAUUUCCGGACGGGUCUACAGGAAAUCCUUGAUGCUGAUCGGCCGCUGAAGAAGCGCAAGGGGCUGGGCAGAGUCUGUAUGAUUAUCGAGUAG